Molecule: messenger RNA, 1123 nt
Organism: Carassius gibelio (silver crucian carp)
Lineage: Eukaryota; Metazoa; Chordata; Actinopteri; Cypriniformes; Cyprinidae
Exons: 2
Coding region: 83-1123 (346 amino acids)
Cellular component (GO): cell periphery; cell septum
Molecular function (GO): chitin synthase activity
Source: RefSeq, a predicted model, not a curated record
UGGCAUUGGCUUCAUUCUGGUUGGACCGAGUGUUCUUCUUCUGCUAAAGAGCACAUGGAAGUUUAUUUUCAAGAGUGCAAACAUGCCCUCUAAAAAAACUAUGUUUUGGGUUCUGGGUUGUGAGUUCCUGGUAGGACUGGGAGCUGCAGUUCUAACAAUAGUAGCCAUGCCACACUUUGACAUUGUCACCAAUGUGAUGAUUCUAAACAGUGUGAGCAUCCUGUCCGCAGUGUUCCAGGUGGUCGCUGAUUGCCUUGCCAAAGAGAGAAAGUGCCUUAUGGUCCCUGUAUGCUCCAUUUUCUUAAUCGUCACAGGUUAUGUGCUCUUUGUGAUCAAUUAUUUGGCUUUCGAAAGUUCCUUAGAGACAAAAAUAUCAGUUGGCCUUGCCAUUGGUGGAACCAUCUGUGUUUCUGUGAACUGGUGGGAGAGCUAUAGCACGCUCUUUAAUGUGUCAUUUCUAAAGGAAAUUUCCAGAGACAUUGCUCAGUCCCGUAACAUGGUCAGCAUCAUCUCUAGUUUGAUAAGAAUCCUGAUUACGUCAGCUGUGAUUGCAGGUUAUGUUCCUCUAUCAGGUCAGGAAUGGAAAUCGGUAAAACUUGUCUUUGAAACAGUUGUCAUUGCAUUGGUGGCAAUCCAGAUUAUAUCCUCUGCCUUGUGCCGCUGGUUUGUGGUUUUGGCUUGUAAGAUGCGCGCUGUGCGCUGCAGCUUCAUUGUGCCCAUGUACCUUGCCUCUAUCACAGUUUUGGCUGGGUUUUUGGUUCCACAUAUAGUCAGGCUCCCAGAGUCCAAUCAAACUUCUACCUGUUUUGAGAACUUUCAGCCGAAAUCCAGUGACGAAUGGUUACAUUUGAUAUUGACUGAUGUUAUAAGAACUCUGAAUGCCAGGGACAUUGUGAUACACAUGAAGACAGGAGGACUGGCCUGUUUGGGCUGCUCUGCUCUGAGCUGGUGGCUUGGACUCAUACUCAGUUCAAUUUACAUCUGGUACCUGAAGAUCCAUCGAAUAGAAAGAACCCAAGAUCUGUUUGUGCGACCUAUGUAUGAAGGAGCAUUUAUGGAACAGUCUAUGUUGCUAAACACUCGUUUUGAAAUCAGAAAGAGAAUCAAGGAGAAACGGUGGUAA